UGAGAGAGUGCUACAAUGGCAGGGAUUGUGAAACCGCCCGGCGCGUUCGCAAUCACGCCGCACAAAGUCUCGGUCUGCAUACUUCUUCAGAUCUACGUUCCGUCGUCGCAAAUGUCGGUGCCGUUCCCGUUCUCCUCCGUUGCUCAGCACAACCGCCUGGGCUUGUUCCUCUUGGCCCUGACCAAGUCAUGCGAUGAUAUUUUUGAGCCGAAACUGGAUGAACUCAUAUGUCAAUUGAGGGAAGUUUGCGGCUCAUCAAAUCUUUGGUUUAUUGAUCAUCUAACGAGUAGGCUAUCGGCUCUGUCAUUGGCUGAUGAUUUGUUUAACUUCUUCACUGAUGUGCGAGGGAUCCUUGGGGGCUCCGAAGCUGGUGUUCUGGAAGAUGAUCAAUUUAUUUUGGAGCCAAGUAGCAACCUGGGGAUGUUUCUGCGUCGCUGUAUACUUGCCUUCAAUCUGUUAUCUUUUGAGGGUGUAUGCCAUCUUUUGACCAAUACAGGGAUAUACUAUAAGGAAGCCCUCUCAAGUUGUCCUUCUUAUGAGGCAACUUGUGUAGAAGAUUCCAGUAUCAAUUCAGAGGCAUUUCUAGAAUAUGAAAACAUGGACCUGGAGAAUUUUGUUUUUGAAAAAGUGACUGAAGAAAUUGAAGCAAGAAAAUGGGCCAGUGAAAGAGUUCCUUUUCAUCUUCAUGCGCCAAAAGCACUUUUUGGGUUGGUUGAAGAUAUUGAGGUUGCUUCUGACCCAAGAUCCAAACACAGUGACAAAGGCAGGGAGGUUUCUCCCUAUAUGCAUCCUCCAAAAGAUGCAUCAAGAGAUUUUGAGCCCAAUAGUGGGAUAUUCCUACGAACAAACUGGCAGAUACAAGGAUACUUGCAAGAGCAGGCUGACGCAAUUGAAAAGAGUGGAAGCUCUUUCUCUUUAAAUGCUUUUGAACUUAUUUUAAGGCGGCUCCAUAAAUUAGCACCUGAGCUACAUCGUGUUCACUUCUUGCGUUACUUGAAUAACCUUUAUCAUGAUGAUUAUCUUGCUGCUUUGGAGAAUCUUCACCGCUAUUUUGAUUACAGUGCAGGGACAGAAGGAAUUGACUUCGUUCCCCCUGCAUCUAGUUGGAAUGAUUUUGGCAGAUACGAAAUUGCUUUAUUAUUUCUUGGGGUGAUGCAUUUCCAGUUUGGGCAUCCAAAGCAAGCUUUGGAGGUUUUAACUGAAGCAGUUCGUGUUUCUCAACAGCAAAGUAAUGAUACUAGUCUUGCAUACACUUUAGCAGCUAUCUGUAACUUGUUGUCUGAAGUUGGUGUCUCAAGUACAGCUGGGAUACUGGGAUCAUCAAUCUCACCCUUGACCUGUAUAGGCAUUUCACUGUCUGCUCAGCAACAAUUGUUCGUCCUCCUGAGAGGGUCUCUAAAGAGAGCUGAAAGUCUAAAUUUGAGACGAUUGGUGGCUUCCAAUCACCUUGCAAAGGCUAAAUUUGAUUUGAUGCAUGUGCAAAGACCUUUACUAUCAUUUGGUCCUAAAGCUUCCAUGAAGCUCAGAACAUGCCCAAUUAAUGUUUGCAAGGAAUUGAGGUUAUGUUCUCAUUUGAUUAGCGAAUUUGGAUCUGAAAGUUCUACAAUGACGACAGAUGGUGCUUUUAGUACUGCUUGGCUUAAGAAUUUACAAAAGCCAUUGGGUUCAAUGGUUUUGUCCCAAGAUGUAGGAUCUGGGAGCAAUACUAAUGCUUUCCAGUUUUGUGCACAACCAAGUUCAAUUCCUAGAUCUGUAUUGCAAUUAAUUGGCUCUUCAUACUUGCUCCGAGCCACAACAUGGGAGAUAUAUGGCAGUGCCCCACUUGCUCGAAUAAAUGCGCUGGUUUAUGCAACUUGCUUUACUGAUGCUUUGAGUUCAUCUGAUGCAGCAUUGGCAUAUGUGAAGCUUAUCCAACAUUUAGCAGUUUUUAGAGGAUACAAAGAGGCAUUUGCUGCUCUUAAAAUAGCAGAGGAGAAGUUUUUGUCUCUAUCCAGAUCACGAAUCUUGCUACUAAAGUUGCAACUGCUCCAUGAGCAUACUUUACAUCGAGGGCAUCUGAAGCUGGCGCAGAAAGUAUGUGAUGAACUUGGAGUUCUAGCAUCAUCUGUCCCUGGUGUGGAUAUGGAGCUGAAGACAGAAGCAAGCCUUCGCCAUGUUCGUACAUUGCUUGCUGCAAACCAAUUCAGUGAGGCAGCAGCGGUAGCACACUCCCUCUUUUGCAUGUGUUACCAAUUUAAUCUGCAGGUUGAGAAUGCCACAGUUCUUCUUUUGCUUGCUGAAAUCCACAAGCGAUCAGGAAAUGCUGUUUUAGGUCUACCGUAUGCAUUAGCAAGCCUCUCGUUUUGCCAGUCAUUUAAUUUAGAUCUUCUCAAAGCAUCAGCCACUCUUACAUUGGCUGAGUUGUGGCUUUCACUUGGAUCAAACCAUGCAAAAAGAGCUAUAAGCCUUGUACACGGGGCUUUUCCUAUGAUUCUUGGUCAUGGAGGUUUGGAGCUUCGUGCUCGAGCUUAUAUUGCAGAAGCAAAAUGCUACCUGUCUGAUCCAAGCUUUUCAGUUGCUGAGAAUUCUGAGGUGGUGCUAGAUCCUUUGAGACAAGCUUCUGUUGAGCUUCAAGUAUUGGAGUAUCACGAAUUGGCGGCUGAGGCUUUCUAUUUGAUGUCCAUCGUAUAUCACAAACUGGGGCAACUGGAGGAAAGGGAAGAAGCUGCAGCUUCAUUCAAGAAACACAUCAUGGCUCUUGAGAAUCCUCAAGGUGAGGAAGAUCCUCUGUAUAAUAUGUUAUGAAGGAAACCGGACUUAUUUAUGCAUCUUAAAAAGCCAAAUUUCUAAUACUUUGUAGUUCAUAGAUUUGUAUAAAAUUUAAUUUAAAAAUCCUGCCAAUCUUUAAAUAAUUCUCUCUGAAAUUUCUCUUCCAUAGUAUAUGGAAUCAACAGUUUUCUUGUAUAAUACUCAUAAAUUAAAAAAAGAUAAAAAAUUAUCGAACCCUCAUAAAUAUAUAAGUUAUCCUGUUAGAAUUUUCUUGGCAAAUACAUGUGAAAUUAUAUAUAUAUUAGCAUGCCUGUUGUGGGUUUGGGCAUUACACAGACCAUUCCAACCAUUAUGAUGUUGAGCAGA
Corylus avellana is the source of this 3114-nucleotide messenger RNA. RefSeq names its product anaphase-promoting complex subunit. NCBI's taxonomy places the organism in Eukaryota, Viridiplantae, Streptophyta, Magnoliopsida, Fagales, Betulaceae. Gene Ontology annotation, cellular component: anaphase-promoting complex. The record is from RefSeq and is a predicted model, not a curated record. Gene Ontology annotation, biological process: protein K11-linked ubiquitination; positive regulation of mitotic metaphase/anaphase transition; anaphase-promoting complex-dependent catabolic process.